This is a messenger RNA of Cyprinus carpio (common carp), 2479 nucleotides long. Its product is annotated as fibulin-5. Gene Ontology annotation, molecular function: calcium ion binding. The record is from RefSeq and is a predicted model, not a curated record. NCBI's taxonomy places the organism in Eukaryota, Metazoa, Chordata, Actinopteri, Cypriniformes, Cyprinidae.
GUCUUUGAUGGGAUCCAGCUGUUGGCCAAGUGCUCUGGGGGCCCGUUUAUUUGCAUUGCUAAACAAUCCGUGGAGUGGGCCGAGUAAGGAGAAACAGCAAGUUUUCUCUUUUUUAGAUAGCAAGACCCUCCUCUUACUAUUGGUCAAUGUUCUCACACGGUCCUGCCAUCGGUCGACAGGGCGGCCGCAUCGGGUGACCAAAGCCAAGUGUCUCGACAUUCAAGUGAACGCGCGUACGCGGAGGGGGCGCUUUGAGCACUGCGUUUUGCGCUUUGGGCAUUUAUCAACUCUUUUCCUAUUCCGAGGAGUUUACGGGUUGGCGGUGUGACAAUCUUUCCAAGGGAAACACAAGGAUCCACAUAAACAUGUCAUUUGAACUACGUGGCUUGAGUUGGUCGACCAACAAAAGAAUGUUGUCAGUUUUAAUAUGUGUCAUAUGCUGCAUUCACUCUGGGAAAAGUCAGACUUGCACAGAAGGAUUUACUUAUGAACACCGGGCCAGACAGUGUAUCGACAUUGAUGAGUGCCGGACACUACCAGACCCAUGUCGAGGUGACAUGCGGUGCGUAAAUCAGAACGGUGGAUACCUGUGCAUCCCCCGCGGACUCUACUCCCAAUCCUAUGCCCGGAACAGUCCACGCUCCUACCCUGAGCCUUCCUAUCCCGAAGAGUCCUACCCUGACAGAUCUUUAGGAUAUUCUGAACCAUUCAUUCCUAACGUUCCUCCUGUCGGAGCAGGUCCUGGUCCAGGCCCUGGUCCGAGCUACCCAAUAGUGAGCCGGUCCACUCCCUGCAUCCUUGGAUAUACACUUGGUGCUGAUGGAACUUGUGUUGAUGUUGAUGAAUGUGAGACACAGUCACACCAAUGUAACCCAACUCAGGUGUGUAUAAAUACAGCUGGUGGAUAUACCUGCUCAUGUACUGAGGGCUACUGGCUGGUGGGUGGACAGUGCCAAGACAUUGAUGAGUGUCGCUAUGGUUACUGCCAGCAGCUGUGCGCUAACGUCCCUGGCUCAUAUUCCUGCUCCUGUAGCCCUGGAUUCCUUCUUAAUGCAGAUAGCAGGACAUGCCAAGAUGUGGACGAGUGUGCGACAAACCCAUGCUCUCACGGCUGUUUGAACACAUACGGCUCAUUCAUGUGUACCUGUGACGAGGGCUUCGAGCUCGCCGCUGAUGGGACCACCUGCAAUGAUCUGGAUGAGUGCAGUUUCUCAGACUUCCUUUGUCAGUACACGUGUGUGAACACACCAGGAUCAUUCUCCUGUGUGUGUCCGCCUGGAUAUUACGUGUAUGAAGAUGGAAGGAGCUGUGAAGACCUCAAUGAAUGUGAGUCUGGUAACAACACCUGUACAACAGCACAAGUGUGUUUCAAUUUCCAGGGAGGUUACACUUGUCUGAACCCUCUUAGAUGUGAUCCACCUUACAUAGAGCUCAAUGACAAUCAGUGCAUGUGUUCUGCGGAGAAUCCGGCGUGUCGGGAAAGACCCUUUACUGUCCUGUACAGGCAUAUGGAUUUGUCUUCUGGCCGCAGUGUUCCUGCCGAUAUAUUUCAAAUGCAGGCCACCACGCGUUACCCUGGAGCAUUUUACAUCUUUCAGAUCAAGUCUGGCAACGAGGGGCGAGAGUUUUACAUGCGGCAAACCAGUAAUAUCAGUGCAACUUUGGUUCUGGCUCGGCCCAUUAGAGGACCAAAGACCAUCGUUCUAGAUCUAGAGAUGGUUACCGUUAACAACGUCAUCAACUUCCGAGGCAGUUCAGUCAUCCGCCUCACAAUAUUUGUCUCUGAACAUCCAUUCUGAGGCUUUACAAAUGAACCUCUGACCUCUCACCUCUUCAUGGCCCCAUACCUCUAUCUUGGACUUCCUGUUACUGCACUACCCUUCAGGCAGCUGCAUUUCUUCAUUUUGUUUGUUCUGUGGAUCUGGACUCUCAUGUGGUCAUCACCCUCUCUAUCUGCUCUCUAGUGGGCAGAGCUUGUGCUAAUGUUGAUAUUUCAUAAUAAAGAUUUUUGAUUAGGCUGCCUGGCUGUCAUUGUCAUCUGCAGUCACACGCAUGUGCCCAUACAAAGAAGAAUAUUUAUGUUGUGUUUUAUCUUGUUUGUUUUACAUUUCCCAUUGUGAUUUUUCUUGCCACAAUUGCAGAUCCUGAAGUGUUUUUUUUUUUUUUUUUUUUUUUUGUGAAGCUGGAUUUGGUUUUCUACUUUUGUGGCACCUGUGUCACAUGUUCUCACUGUGAAUGUGAGUAUUAGAGCUCCGCUUUCAUUCGUUCUUGACCUUUUAUGACCCCAAGCAGUGAUAGAGCUCCCAGGCUUGCUCCUGCUCUUGACAGGAGUCUGCAACGCACCUUCAGCACCCGUUUCCCAGGGAAGACUCAAAAAAAGUCUUUGUUUUGAUUCAGAAUUUUUUAUUGCAUCUGUGCAGAAUUUCCUCUGUGUAUAGAGAGCCUGGUCAAUCAAUAAACACACAUUUGAUGACCUGAA